This is a messenger RNA of Carcharodon carcharias (great white shark), 6115 nucleotides long. RefSeq names its product ERI1 exoribonuclease family member 2 (gene eri2). The transcript is spliced from 9 exons. NCBI's taxonomy places the organism in Eukaryota, Metazoa, Chordata, Chondrichthyes, Lamniformes, Lamnidae. Gene Ontology annotation, molecular function: nucleic acid binding; zinc ion binding; 3'-5'-RNA exonuclease activity. The record is from RefSeq and is a predicted model, not a curated record. The coding region runs from base 3312 to 5021 and encodes 569 amino acids. Gene Ontology annotation, biological process: exonucleolytic trimming to generate mature 3'-end of 5.8S rRNA from tricistronic rRNA transcript (SSU-rRNA, 5.8S rRNA, LSU-rRNA).
UAUAAAAGAUGAGGGUUGAGGCAGUGACAGCUCUUACAUUGUUACAAGCAAUGACUUCUUGUCUGUCAUAAAAUACAUUCGAUUAGCAGAUUCAUACUUAAGCAUUGUGUGAGAUGCUAUAUUGAAAUAUUUAAGUGGAUGUCUCCUUGCAAUAUUGUUGGCAACUAUUUCUAGUGUACAGAGAAUUCAAAACAUUAUAGCUGGAGUCAGAGUUCUAAGUAACAGUUCAAGUAAUUUAUUUAUCUUUCGCCACCUUAUUAAAUUUCAGGAGAUAACCCUAAGUUUCUAAGCAAAACACUGCUUAUAUGUAUUGCAGCAUUCCAGUGUUUCACUUUAGAAAUUGCCUAAAUGUUGAUAAGUGCAUUUGCAAAAUCCAAAGAGAAAUUUUAAGAGGUCAGUAAAUUGUCAAAAGAAAUUAAGUCAAACUCGCCUGUAUCCAAUGUCAAAUUAUCAUAUGAACAACCUGAUCACAUUUCUGAAGGAAGAUAAUGGUCAUCUUGGUUCUGAAUGGUAAUAUUAACUAGAGUUUUCAAUGUAAUACAGUUCAAUGCAGAUCAGUAACCAUUUUAAAGCAUAAGGUUGGGCUCUGAGUUCUUCCAGAUGUCCAGCUACGACCAAGACACCACAAGGCUUAAAUUCCAAGAGGAAGAAGAUCAACGUUUCAACCCUAAAGCAGCCUGACUGAAGAGAGAAAUUCCAAGUGCAGCUAGCAACCAAUCUGGAAAAUCUUCACACGUCCAACUCCAUUCCAGAACAGUAGGAUCAAAUGGAGUCAGCUGUAGAAGACUCCUGUGGCAAGACCAUUGGGUUCGAGCAUCAACAUCACUAGGACUAGUCAAUGAAAAUGACGCUGAAGUAUGUGACCUAGAACAAAAAAAGAGCAGCCUUCAUUGCCUGGCAGAACAACCCAUGGCUGCAAGUCAGCAGCUCAAGGCUAAUGCCCAAAGGCAGAUCCAGAAGAUAAAGAAAAUGUGGGAAGAGAAACUGAGAGAUCCAACAAUAUGCUGAGCAUCAUAGUAUGCAAAGCUUUUUUGAAGCCGUGAGGGUAAAAUGGACAAAAUCUCCUUCACUCACAGGAUGGCAUUUCUUGUCUUAAGGAUGACAAUGCCAUCCCUCAAAACUAGAAAAAACAUUUUCAACAACUCAACUGAAUCCAUAGUGGCAGCUGAUACUCACUCUCUAGGCUAUCUCCUAGUACCCUGUGGUAGAAUCCAUGGGUGAACUACUGUGGAUGGAGAGCUGCAACAAGCAAUCAAACCGGAUGCAAAACCAUAGAGCCUGUGACCCUGAUGGUAUUCCAGCGGAGGUCUUCAAAGCUAGUGGGCUUUUGCUCCCAUUAAGACUUCAUGCAUUCAUCCUACAGAUUUGGGCAGAAAAAGAUCUUCCCUCUGAUUUCAAGGCUGCAGCAGUUGUAACUAUCUUCAAGAAGUGAGAUAAAUCAUGCUGUCCAGAGCAGUGAAAAUCCUGACCCAGAUUCUCCUGUGGUGAGGAAAUCCUCCCAGAGACACAGAUACAGUGUGGCUUUAGACCUUUCAGAGGAACCUCUGACAUGGCCUUUGUUACCAGACAAAUCCAAGAAAAAUGUCAAGAACAACACUAGGAACUCAUCAUUGCAUUUACCAACUUGACCAAAGCAUUUGACUUAGUAAAUCAUGAGGCUGUGAUGAACAUGUUCCAGAGAGUUGGACCUCCAAGAAACUUCUUCACAGUUCUGCAAUUACUUUAUCAUGAUAUGACUGCAAAUGUCUUGAGUGGGAGAUCUGAAAUGGGCAGCUUCAAAAUCCAGAUUGAUGGCAAGCAAGGCUGUGAGAUAGUCCCAAGCUACCUGACAGUGGCUAUUGGCCUGAUCAAAGUUCAACUGCGCUCUGGUGUCAGUGCUAAAUACUGCCUGGGUGGGAAACUCUUCAACAUCAGCCGCCUCCAUGCUAAAACUAAACUGGCCACCACAGAUGUACAUGAUCUAUAGUUUUUGAAUGGCUGCAGUAUUGUUGCCCACUUUGCACCAGAUUUGCAGGCCACUCAUGAUCUCAUCCUGCAUAUAAGAAACUCGGCCUGUCCUUCAAUUUUGCUAAAAUAAAACUCUCAUCAACCUACAGUUGGUCAGCCAAAUAUAUAUAUAUGUCAAGGGAGAAACUCUGGAAUAUGUUGAGCAUUUCCCAUACCUUGGCAGCCACCUCUCUAAAAAGGCUACCAUUGACGAGAUCCAACACCAGAUCAGUGCCAGCUCAGCCUCCUUAAAAACAAUGGCAUCAAGUGUUUGACAACAAAUCUCAACAAAAGUCCUAGUGUACAGAGCAGUUGUCAUUGUCAUGUUCCUGUACUGCAGUGAGACCUGGAGUGUGUAUCAGUGAAGCAUAAGAGUGGUAGAGAAAUUCCAUCAGCAAUACCUCCACCUCAUCCUCUGGAUUCAAUGGGACAAAUGUCAAACAAACGUGAAGCGUACGGGUAAAACACCUGCAAAAUUAACUUUGGUAUAUUGGAUACUCUGUCCAGAUGGCCAAAAAGCAUCCCCCCCCCCGCCAGGUCAUGUUGUCGCAACACUCAAAUGGCCACUUCCGGAGAGGACAAAGAAAACCCCUCAAAGACAUUCAGAAACUCUCCUUGAAUCAUGACAGCUUUGAUAUUAAUGACUGGAAGGAGCUUGCUACCAAUCAUUCAAAAAGGCGACAACUUGUCCAUUGAGCUACAUCACGCUUUCAGUCACAACAUCUUGAUGAGGCAGAGCCAGCAGCAGAGAAGGAAAGAAAAGGAAGCAAAUCCUGCACUCAGGAUCCCACUACCUCGUGGGACAUCUUGCCUCAUGUGCCCAAAGAUCUGUUGAUUUGAGAAUUGGCCUAUUCCAUCACAUGAAGACUCAUGGCAGAAACCUGCAAUCCUGAGUAGCUGUCAUCCUCGAAUCAGGCGACAGCCGCUGCUGCCACUGACUGCUCAGGCAACUUGGCAUAAUAAGAAAACACUCAUUGCCAUCUCUUGAGGCCAACAAAAAACCUAAAUCAAAUCAGUUUUUUUCAUAUUUAAUUAUUAUUGACUUUGAAUCCACCUGCUGGAAAAAUGGAAAAUCUCGUUAUAGUCCAGAAAUAAUUGAAUUCCCAGCAGUGCUGCUCAACACUUCCAAUGGAGAUAUUGAGGUUGAAUUUCACACAUACGUUCAGCCUCAGGAACAUCCAAUCCUGUCUGCGUUUUGCACAGAACUCACUGGCAUUGAGCAGUGGCAAGUUGAAGCUGGAAUUCCUCUUGGAAUAUGCUUGUCACAGUUUUCCCGCUGGAUUCAGAAGCUGCAGCAAGAGAAGAGCAUUGUUUUCAUAAAGGACAUGUCUCAGAAGUGUGGCCUUGAAUCAAGACCCUGUGCUUUUGUAACGUGGUCAGACUGGGAUCUGGGAGUGUGCUUGCACUAUGAAUGUAAAAGGAAAGAUCUCAGAAAACCGGCUGUUCUGAACAGCUGGAUUGACCUCCGAACAACCUACAAGCUGUUCUAUAACCGAAAGCCAAAAGGCCUGAAUGGAGCUCUGCAGGAUCUGGGCAUAAUGUUUUCAGGACGUGAACAUUCUGGCCUGGAUGAUGCCCGCAACACUGCUCAUCUUGCCUGGCAGAUGAUCUGUGAUGGCUGUACCAUGAAAAUCACCAAAUCAUUGGAUAUGGUUGCACCCAUGAGGAAUCCAAUCAUAACACUACCGACUGCAAUCUCACUUGAAGACGGCAAAACAACCCACACAAGUCAUGAGGUUCUAGGCACUGGCAGCAAAACUUUUUUGUUGUCUGAAAACUCUUCUGGCAGCACCAAAAAAGCUGAAAAUGGUCAGAUGAGCACAAACUGUGAACAUAGUAGCGUAGUAAAGCAAACAAAAUUGGUUUUGGCAUCUUGCCCCAAAUCUUCCAGCCAGCUUAUGACGACUGUGGACUCCAGAAAAUGCAGUGAUGUAAAUGUUCAUUCUGAGUGUUUACUAUCAUCCAGGACCCUGAUCAAUGGACUUUGUACUUCCACUGAUCUUUGUAAAGCACAGAAAUCGAGACUGCAUUUGAUCAACAAUGUUAAAAAUCAAAUUACGGUAGGAGGUGUGGAAACUAAACCCAAUAAUAGUCCAAACAACCUGUUGCUCAUGUCAACUACUGUUGAGUCGGUUACCAGUGUCUCUAAUCUAGAUAUUAGCUGCUCAGAGUCUGAGGUUCCCUGGGAAGACUGGGAAGAUGUUGCCAUACUACCUCUAUCAGGUAAUGAGUAUCCCAAAGACUAUGAGGGACAAGAAAAAAACUGUAAAGCGUCAAGUGUGCUUGAAGAGGAGAACACACAAGACUGUUCAAUUCCAGAGCCACCACUAAAGAAUAGAAAGGAUGACAAAUUGACUGGCCAGUUAGAACCUAAGAAGCAUCAGAAAGUCAUAUAUAGGAGCUCUCAAACAACGAUCUAUGACGUUGCUGAAGUUAUGAAGCAAGCUGAACGUCGGUCCAUCUUCAAAGUACCUACCAUGAAGGUUCCUAUUGUCCGGUCCAACUCUUUCAGUGAAAGUACUGAAUCUUCACGUUCUAUUCGCUUCUCUAGAUCAGAUAACUCUUUAUGCAUUGGCGUUAAAAGGAAAGACACACAUUCAAGUCCCUGCAAACCUCAUGCUUCUAAAAAACCAUCAUUUAAUGUUUAUUCAGACAAAAGUUUGUCCUCUAACUGUUCUCUACCUUUAAUUAAUAAAUCCAUUUCAAGAGUUAUUCCUCCCACAACCAAUGCCCACCAGGCACUUCGGAAAUUGAAUGGUGAAAAGAUCACUCCUCCUCUAUGUGGCUGUGGUCGUAGAGCUAAGAGGCUUACUGUGUCUAAAAUGGGCCCAAACCAAGGGAAAGCCUUCUAUUCCUGUGCAGCGGGGAAAAGAAAUGCAGAGGACAGCAAGGGUUGUGGGUACUUCAAGUGGGAGUGGGCACUGAAGAAGGAGAAAAGCUUUUCAGCCUCAUCUGCUAAUAUUUCUGGUACAGGUUCAUCUGGAACCUUCCCUUCUUCCCAACGCAAACAUCUAGGCCUCCGAUUUUCUUUUUGAAGCUAGUGAUAUAGUUGUCAUGUCUAGAGUGUUUUCUAGUUUGUAUGAUUUAUAGAGCAGUGAUAUCAGUCUGGCCUAUAGGAAGGUUGAGCUAGAGCAGUAAGUUACGGCAAUUGAGUUUCUGAAGUGCUUUCAACUAAAUUGUCUUCCUUUUUUUGUGUGCACUUAUGUUGAACGUACAUGAUUUUAACUUUCUAUACCGAGCCUUGUGUAAGUAUUUUAUCCAACUUCCUUUGCAUCUCUUGGAUCAUGUGCAGUGACAUAUUCCAUGGGUAAUAGUUGUACACCUACAAGUCUAAAACGUGAGAGUCUAACUGAUAAAGGGAUUGUGGGGAAGGCAUCAUAGUUCAACCCAAUAUUGUCCUGCUUAACAACUUCCAGCAUUGCUGCUUUUGUGCCUCUCUCGAGCAUUCCCUCUCCCCUCUUUUGUUCUCUCCCCACCCCUUAAUAAUUUGCAGCAUCCCAAUGCUAAUUAUGGCCACAUGAAUCAUGACAUUCCUGCAAGUUCAUUUUAAUAAAUUGAGUACCAUGGGCGGUGCAUUUAUUUUAAAUCAAGAAAUAAUAACAAACAUUUGAAAUUUUUUUUUCGUAGAAGUGGAUGUCUUCUUUAAGUAAUGAAUAAUGUUCUAAUGGGGAACUUUGGCUACAAAAAAGACUGGACAAGCCCAAUUGUGAUAGAGACCAAAGGGCGAGAUUUAACUUGCCCAAAACCCAUUCAAGUUCACGUACCCAGGGUUAAAAUCAGGACUGAAAUUUCCAGUGUGCUGUCAAUUUCAACUGGAUUUUCAACACUUUCAUCACUGGCUAAGUAAUUCCAACCUAGUGAUCAAGUCAUCGUUUACUGUUUAAGCUAACUACUAGAUUCUUUGCAAGGAUAGAGAAAUAUCGUUCAAUGACCAGUUCAUGAUUAUUCCACAUUGACUCGGUUUUUAAAUGUUCUAAUGCUUAAUUUUAUCUUUAUUUUAUUUUUAUGUUCUUAAUUACUUUUGCAAUGCAGUUACUUUUAUAAUGUGAAGUCCUUUGAGGUGUUCAGAGGCAUAGGUCCUAUUCUAAAUGCAAGCUUUCCUUUAUAUUAAAAGGUUAUUUAGCACUGA